Oncorhynchus mykiss (rainbow trout) is the source of this 2813-nucleotide messenger RNA. Its product is annotated as calpain-5. Gene Ontology annotation, biological process: proteolysis. The record is from RefSeq and is a predicted model, not a curated record. Gene Ontology annotation, cellular component: cytoplasm. Gene Ontology annotation, molecular function: calcium-dependent cysteine-type endopeptidase activity. NCBI's taxonomy places the organism in Eukaryota, Metazoa, Chordata, Actinopteri, Salmoniformes, Salmonidae.
CAGCUCCAGCCGUUAAGACACCCUCCCCUGUGUGUGUGUGUGUGAGAGAGAGAUAAAGAGACAGCAAGUGAGUCCCGAGGAGCUCAUGCACCAGAAGAGCAGCCACCGGGAGGGAACAAGGGAUCACUCCGACUGAAGCCCCAGUAGGACAGAAACGAAUACGUCAUCGAGGGAGUCAACUCUUCCAAGCUGGGACUCUUGUGACUGCAACCAUAUGAAGAUCUUCAAAGCAGGGUGAUGGUGGUGCCAUAUGAAAGCCAGGGCUAUUCCUCCCUGCGUAGGGAGUGCCAGCAGCGUCGAGUCCUGUUUGAAGACUCUGUGUUUCCGGCUAUGGACCAGUCUCUGUUCUACAAGACCAACCGCAUAGGAACCAUCACCUGGAAGAGACCUAAGGAGCUGUGUGAUAACCCCAAGUUGUUUGUGAAUGGUAUCAGUGCUCAUGACCUCCUCCAGGGCCAGCUGGGGAACUGUUGGUUCGUAGCUGCAUGCUCCUCCCUGGCAUCCAGAGAAACUCUGUGGCAAAAGGUGAUUCCGGAUCAUAAGGACCAGGAAUGGGAUGAGGAGAAGCCGGAAUCUUAUGCCGGAAUUUUCCACUUCCGCUUCUGGCGCUUUGGAGAAUGGAUUGAUGUUGUCAUCGACGACCGGUUGCCCACUGCGAACGGCAACUUGGUGUAUUGUCACUCCAGUGACAGCAACGAGUUCUGGAGCGCCCUGGUGGAGAAGGCUUAUGCCAAGAUGUAUGGUUGUUACGAGGCAUUGGACGGGGGCAACACAGCGGAUGCGUUGGUGGAUUUCACUGGUGGCGUCUCGGAGCCCUUGGACCUGCUGGAGGAAGGGUUGAGUACAGACGAGGAGAAACGCUCAGUGCUGUUCGACAGAGUCCUCAAGGUUCACAACAGAGGAGGCCUCAUCAGCGCCUCCAUACGGGCGGCCAGUUCAGCGGAGAUGGAGGCUCGUCUGGCCUGUGGUCUGGUGAAGGGUCAUGCCUACGCUGUGACAGACGUUAGAAAGGUCCGGCUGGGCCACGGCCUCAUGGCUUACUUCAAGUCCGACAAACUCACAAUGAUACGACUCCGAAACCCCUGGGGAGAGAGCGAGUGGAAAGGAGCCUGGAGCGACAGCUCAGAGGAGUGGGGGAAGGUGAGUAAGAGUGAAAGAGAGAAGAUCGGAAUGACGGUGCAGGAUGAUGGAGAAUUCUGGAUGACAUUUGAUGACUUCUGUCAGUACUUCAGUGAUUUGAUCAUGUGUCGUCUGAUCAACACUUCCUACCUGUCUCUCCACAAGACCUGGGAGGAGGGCUCUCUAAAGGGCGCCUGGCGGAACCAUGACGACCCGCUCAGCAACCGCGCCGGGGGCUGCACCAACAACAAACACACCUUCCUACAGAACCCACAGUAUGUGUUCAACGUGAAGAAGCCAGAGGAUGAGGUGCUGGUAUGUCUACAGCAGACAGACAGAAGAGCCAGACCUAAAGAGGGGAAAGGAGAAAACCUGGCUAUAGGCUUCGAGAUACACCGGGUGGAGUUAAACAGGCAGUACCGUAUGCACACUCGGCAGCAGAAGGUGUGUGGGAGUGUGUACAUCAACUCCAGGUGUGUGUUCCUACGCUGUGUCUUGAUGGAGGGUCGUUACGUUGUCAUACCCACGACCUUUGACCCCGCUCUGGAAGGAGACUUCCUGUUACGCAUCUUCACUGACGUCCCCGCCGACUGCAGAGAGUUAACCCUUGAUGAGCCAGCCCAGACGUGUUGGUCAGGACUGUGUGGUUUCCCUUCCCUGGUCACUCAGAUCCAUGUCCACAGAGCAGAUGGACUGGCUGGACAAGACUCUGAUGGAGCAUCAGAUCCAUAUGUCAUCAUUCGUUGUGAGGGGGAGAAGGUUUGUUCUCCGGUCUAUAAAGACACCCGCAGCCCAACCUUUGACACCAAGGCUCUAUUCUACAGGAAGAAAACUAACCAGCCUAUACUGAUAGAGGUGUAUAACAACAACGUGUUGAUGGAUUCCUUCCUGGGUCAGGUCAGUUUGACCUCUGACCCCGGCGACCCCCAGCAGGUUACCGUCCACCUGAGGGACAAGGGUAAUCACCAAGACAAUGACCUCCCGGGUACGCUCACCGUCUCCAUGGUGACCAGCAACAUUCUCACUAACAUCUGACUAACCGUCAACCAAUCUAUCAAUCAGUGCCUUACUCCCUCCGUCCAAUAGGAGAGAGAAGCCAUAAAAAUAUAUUAAUUUGCCAUAAAACAUAUCUGUUGAGGGACCAAAGUUAGCCUUCCAGACGAUAUAGUGUUGUUUUUACUGGGUGUAGUACUAACUCCAACCACAUAGGGGCAACAGAGGACAGAUAAUCUCCUAGUUCUUCUUUCUCAUUUUAUAACCACUUUAACUUGUGCCAUUACUGAUAUAUAAAUGCAUGUCCAGUAUUUCAGCAGUAUAUGUUGUCCUGUUUACAUUUAUUCCCAUGUUUUACAUUUCAGUCAGCUUUGUACUAGUCUCUCUCAAGAAACUGAGUUGAUCUGGGUGCUGAGAGCGGCUACUGACAUUUCUAGUCUUUCAAUAAGACACUUAUUUUUGUUAACUUCAUAAUUCAACUUUUAAAAAAUUAGAUUUCUGUCUUGCUCUACUUUGUAUCACAUUGAUUUUCCAGUGGGAGGCCAAAUACUCAGUAGCGACACAUCAUUCAGGGCAUUUGAGCCUCACCUGUUUAGCAUGUUAUUUUGGCAUUCAUUCAUACGUGUCACAUAUUAGUUGGCAAACAAUGUAACAAAAAAAUAAAUACAUCUAAUACUGAGUUAAUAAAGCUGUAUAACAAA